GAAGAUGACAGGUGCCAGCAGAGAAUCUGGGUAUGUGGACAACUGGCAGACUGGAAGGACUGUCACUCAGUGUAAUCUGCGCAUGCUCGACACAGAAGAUUUCAGUGACGUCACUUUCCUUGUAGGGUCGAAUAAGCAGGAGAUCAGAGCUCACCGCUACGUUCUUGUCAGUCGAAGCUGUGUCUUCCAUGCCAUGUUCUGUGGCCCCCUGGCGGAGAAGGGGGAGGUAACCAUCCCUGACAUUGAGGCAGACAUCUUCAGAGAGUUCCUAAGGUAUGUGUACACAGACAAGGCUACUGUCAGCACUGAUACAGUCAUAGGACUCAUGUACACAUCCAGGAAAUAUGCUCUAGAUGCAUUGUACAGUCUCUGUGUAACGCUCCUGGAGACUUCACUGACAGAAGACAAUGUCUGCCAGAUCCUGGAGCAGUGUCAUGGUUACGGAGAACUGGACUUGGAACAGAAGGCCCUGAAGAUCCUGACUGAAGGAGGAAAGAAAGUCAUCCAGUCUUCCGAUUCGGGCAGCUUUGCCCCUGACUGUGCGGCUAAAUUUGUCAGGUCAAGUAAUCUUAGAUUUAAAGGAGGAAGACAUAUUUGAAGUUGUGCUGUCCUGGACAAAGGAAAGAUGCCGGAAGGAAGGUGUGAGUGACACGCCUGAGAACAGACGGAGACUCCUGGGGAGAUAAAGUAUGACAUCAGAUUCACCAGCAUGUCCAUGGAGUAUGUUGUCAAGGUUGUGGGAAGAUCUGGUUUGUUGACAGACAGCGAGAGAAUACGAAUAAUGGACAGAGCCAUAGACACAACUGUUGACAUAUCUCCAUUUAACCAUUCUGUGAGAAAAGCCCCAAGUACUAUCAUUAAGAAACUGAAGACACCCUGUAAGAGUGUGUACAGGUUCUUGUCUUACCGACAUUUAUUAAUACCAGCUGGGUCUCAUGCUAUCU
Molecule: messenger RNA, 944 nt
Organism: Haliotis rubra (blacklip abalone)
Lineage: Eukaryota; Metazoa; Mollusca; Gastropoda; Lepetellida; Haliotidae
Product: BTB/POZ domain-containing protein 6-like
Exons: 2
Coding region: 5-598 (197 amino acids)
Biological process (GO): neurogenesis
Cellular component (GO): cytosol
Molecular function (GO): protein binding
Source: RefSeq, a predicted model, not a curated record